This is a messenger RNA of Spodoptera littoralis (African cotton leafworm), 1455 nucleotides long. The record is from the annotation of a GenBank genome assembly. NCBI's taxonomy places the organism in Eukaryota, Metazoa, Arthropoda, Insecta, Lepidoptera, Noctuidae.
AUGGCAGAUAAGAAGAAAAAAAUAUUUACCCCGAAGGAGACAACUACACCGAGACGACCUAUGAUAUUGAAAUCAGAUCGUGAGACUGCAAAAGACCCGGCUAAAGAAAAACAGGAAAAAGAAAAGCAGCCUACCAUAAUAUUGAAAACCAGAGAGCAGAGUACUCCUAAGGAGGAACGACCUCUUAGUCCUAAAACUGUUAGAACUUCAACCUCUGAAGGAGAUGGCCCUCAUCCAUGUAAAAUUGCUCAAAAUGAAAACAAAGAGAAGAAAGCUCCUGAACAAAAGCCUAGUCCUCCUUUGAAGUUUAUGACGGAACCCGUGAAGCUGCUAGAUGAGAACCUAGAACUGAAUCCUAGUGCUUUAGAGUUCCUACAUGACUCCAGCACUAAUUACUUAGUAGUUGGAAUCAUAGGUACCCAAGGUGUCGGCAAGUCAAUGAUCCUCAAUCUGAUUGGUGCUAACGCCCAUGACCAGAGUGUGUGCUCUCAAAUACUGAACUCUCAUGAAAUGCCUCAAGAAAACACUUUUGACAGUAGUGAGAUGGGUCCCUUAGAGAAUCAAAUGGAAAGCUUAGACUUUCGUGAAACGCCUGAAGUAAAAGGGGCGGACAAACCUGACAGUAUCUUUAAGUUUAAGAUGCAAGACAUUGAACAAAUUGAGAGAGGUGUUCACUGCACAAAAGGAAUUGACAUGUACAUAACGAAGGACCGAAUGAUACUCCUCGACUGCCAAGCAUUGUGGUCACCGUCGCUCAUUGAAGAAUCUAACACAGCGGUCACAGCUAGAAGUGCUAACGUAGUGACAGUGGACUGUCUCCAAAUAGCAUCCUAUCUGAUGGCAAUUUGUCAUGUACUUAUUGCUGUGCAGGAUUGGUUCACGGAUUAUAACUUCUUAAGGUAUAUCCAAGCAGCUGAAAUGCUGAAACCAUCGCUAUCUGCUUCGAACACAGCUUCUAGUAACCAGGAAGGUUCAGAGUCGACGGGAGGUGGAGAGAGUCACCCCCACUUACUGCUCUUACAUAACCGUUGUCAGCUUGAAGAUUAUACUCCUGAAUCUAUGCGCAUCAUGCAAGAUCUCUAUAGAAAAGCAUUCCUCAAGUCAAAUCUACAGUUGAACUCCGGAAUGUACAUGUACAGCGAUACAAAUAAGAACAGCAUGAACGUCGACAGCGUGUGCAAAGGUUACAGCAUAAAGACGUGCGGGACGCCCAUUAAUCUGUUCCUACUUCCGGAAAUAUACGCUGACUUUGAUAACCCAGAAAUAUACCGUGGACAUCCUCCAUUCGAAAAACUGGCGAAUCGUCUUCGCUGGAUGAUCCUGGGUGUCAACAGGCAUCAGAUCACUAAUGUACCCAAUCUCUCAGAGAAGGGAUGGUUCCACUACUGCAGCAAAGCUUGGGAGACGAUUCGGAAGUGCACUUUCUUCAUGGAGUAUGAAAGGUUCUUACCGUGA